Molecule: messenger RNA, 1458 nt
Organism: Hermetia illucens (black soldier fly)
Lineage: Eukaryota; Metazoa; Arthropoda; Insecta; Diptera; Stratiomyidae
Product: protein tailless-like
Exons: 2
Coding region: 209-1378 (389 amino acids)
Biological process (GO): cell differentiation; anatomical structure development; positive regulation of transcription by RNA polymerase II
Molecular function (GO): nuclear receptor activity; RNA polymerase II cis-regulatory region sequence-specific DNA binding; zinc ion binding
Source: RefSeq, a predicted model, not a curated record
AAACAGAAAAAUUCAUGAAUGAAUGAUUUCAUCCUUUGCAAUUCAGGUAUCUCGUACAGAUUUUCCAAAUGGUAUAUUAACCAAUGCACUCACGAGACAAUUGCAUUAAGCAGUUUGCUUUCAAAGGAGUGAGUCCUCAAGAAUUUACCGCGUUAGAGCACCUAAUCUUAGUUGUGUUUCUUUGAUACAAAAAAUCGAAAUUUUUAAAAUGGAAGUUCUAAGUUGUCCCAGUUCUCCAAUAAUCGACGUAGGAUCCAAUGAAUUUCCUGCAAAAAAUCGAAUCCUUGACAUUCCUUGUGUGGUAUGCCGGGACUAUAGCUCUGGCAAACAUUAUGGCAUUUAUGCUUGCGAUGGUUGCGCGGGUUUUUUCAAACGAUCAAUCCGACAAGAUCGUCAAUAUAUUUGUAAGUUAGGCAACCCUGGCAGAUGCGUUGUUGAUAAAACACACCGAAAUCAAUGCCGUGCAUGUCGGCUUCGGAAGUGCUUUGAGGUUGGUAUGAACCAACAAGCCGUUCAGCAUGAACGUGGUCCGAGGGCCUCCACACUGCUCCGUCAAAUCAGCUUACAAAACGAAGUCAUCGGUGCUGAAAUUGCUGCAAACGCUAAUAGGAUCGCUUUUAGCGUAAUUCCAUUCGUCACCAACAACAAUACGCUACCUUACUCUACCAUGCAGAGAACCGUAUAUCACCAGCCCAAAGUUAUUCACCAACCUUGCGUUGUACAGCCAGCCCCAAGUGUCGGUGAGACAAGUAUUCAGGGAAUAGCAGCUGAACACCUAUUCUUCAACAUUCGUCAGUGCAGAUCCAUGGGAAGGUUUAGCGAACUCUGCAUAUCAGAUCAACUCCUCUUAAUCGAUGGAUCCUGGAAGGAACUUCUCGUUUUGUCCAUGGUCCAACAUAUGAUGCCAGUUCCUCUAGUUCAACUUCUGCGUGAAUAUACUGCAGAAGAAAGAUAUAACCACUUCAUGCAUCGACUAGCAGAUGAUGUGCAAACUCUUACUUGCACUCUGCAUUACAUUCAGAGUUUGCAUUUCAAUCCUCAAGAAUAUGAUUUGCUACGUCCUGUUUUCCUAUUCCAAAGGGCUUGUAUGGAAGGGCUAACAGCGACUUACAUGAUUAGCCAAGACUCCCGUAUAGAAACGAAAUUGCGGGAAGGGCCAAAAAUAUAUGAAAUGUACGAAAUAGCUUGUGCUAAUCUAUUGAAUUUUUCAAGCCGUAUUCGUCCAAAUGGAGUGCGCAUCAGCGAGAUAUCGCAUGUCAUCCAACAUUUACGGGUGUCACCCCUCUAUGUGAUUGAAGAAUUGUUCUUCCGGAAGGUAGUGGGUAACAAUCCUUUAAUGAGGUUAAUCGCGGAACUUUAUCUUGAUAAGAGAUUGUAACAAUAUUGUACUGUUGUGAAUUUAGCAUUAAGUCUUAAGGAAUUCAAAUCUGUGAUAAUAAUAAUGAACAUUACAAACAA